Molecule: messenger RNA, 2455 nt
Organism: Cajanus cajan (pigeon pea)
Lineage: Eukaryota; Viridiplantae; Streptophyta; Magnoliopsida; Fabales; Fabaceae
Product: benzoyl-CoA reductase subunit C, putative (DUF630 and DUF632)
Source: RefSeq, a predicted model, not a curated record
GUGAAGUCCAAUAAAGCUUUUGAUGAAAAGUAGUUUCUCUCACUGAAAGCUCAUAGCUACCAUCCCACUCCAUUCUUCUCUUUCUCUUGCCAAUGCAGAACUCCACCACGCUCUGCUUUACUACUAUCACAUGCUCAACGACCUAAUCUUUAUUGCUAUCAUCACACACUCUUCCACACUAUUUAGUAUUUUCUUCUUCUUCUUCUCUCUGUGUAGCAACUUCAACCACACUAGUGGAAAUCUUGUGGUUAUUGAAAUAUUGGGCAUUUUGAAGACUAUUGAAUCGCCGGUAUCUAUUGAUUGAGUUGAACAUACCAGCUGAGUUCUUGGCAGUACAAAGAUUGUUACUUAAUUAUUUUGAAAAAGUGUAGAUUAGAACAUUCGUUAAGGGAUUUUUGGGGGGCUUUUGUCUUGUAAAAUGGGUUGUGUUUGGUCAAGUAUUGAAGAGGAUGCGAAGGUUGGCACGUGCAAGGAAAGGAAGAAGGCAAUUAAACAGUUGGUUAAGAUUAGAGGGGAGUUUUCUGAUUCCCUAUUAGCUUAUUUGAAAUCAUUGAAGAACACUGGUGCUACCCUUAGGCAAUUCACUGAGUCUGAUUCAAUUGAGUUGGAAACUGCCUCUAAUGCAUCCCCUCUGCUACCGCCUCCGCGGCCUCCUUUUCUUGCUGACAAGACAACAGUGCACGAAGAUGAAAUACUAGAGAAUGAUGAGAGCAAUGUUCCUCCGCUGCAAAUUGAUCCAACUUUGAGCUCAUUAAGGCUUUUUCGAUCCACUGAUGGAAAGGAAAUGGUAGAACCAGGGGAAGAGGAUAAUUGGGAAGAAACCAAAACAGAAUUUGAGGAUGAAGAGGCAGAAGCAGAAGCUGCUGUAAUGGCUGAAAAAUUGCGUAGGGGCAAGCAACAGUUAAUGGGGCCUGUUGAUGAAAAUUCCUCUGCAAUGGAUUUGUAUAGAAAAGAGACUACAGCUAUGCCUGUGGUGGGUCGUAGAAGUGGGAAAACAUUGGAGGGUAUAGGUAAAGAGUUAGAUGAUCAAUUCCUGCUAGCAUCUGGAUGUAUAAAGGAAAUUGCUGUUCUGAUUGAUAUCAGUGGAGGAGAUACUAUUCUGUGGCAGAAUUCUGGGCAUCACGAUAGGAAGAGAGGCAAUUCUGCAAAGGUCUUCAAUGUACUGCCAUGGAGUAGGUAUUCAAAAUCACCUCCAUCCACCAAAGAUGGUGCUGAGUUUUCUGGUCAUAGUGAACCAUGCAAGCCUGGAGCUCAUUGUGCCACACUUAAAAAGUUAUAUGCAGCAGAGAAGAAACUUUUCAAGGCACUUAAGGAGGAGGGAGUUGCUGCCUUGGAGUUUGAUAGGAAGUCCUCAUUAUUGCGAAAACAAGAGGACGAGAACCUUGACUUGGUCAAGAUUGAGAAAACUCGAUCAAGUGUUGAGAAGUUGGAGUCCGAUUUAAUAAGCCUACGGCAGUGCAUCAGUGAAACAACUUCAUCAAUUUUGGAAAUUAUAGAUGAGGAGCUUUUACCCCAGCUGGUUGCAUUAACUGCAGGGUUGACACAAAUGUGGAGGACAAUGCAUAAGUCCCAUCAAGCCCAAGCACUCAUCUCCCAGAAGUUGAGCAACCUCAGUGAUAAUCAUAAUACAAUACUUAAUUCUGAAUAUCAUCCCCAGGCUACAAUUCAAUUUGAGACUGAGGUCUCUUAUUGGUAUAAUAGCUUUUGCAAACUUAUAAAAUCUCAGCGGGAGUAUGUGAGGACCCUCUCUAAGUGGAUUCAGCUUACCAACAGCCUCAGAGAUGGUCAAGAAUGUAGCAAUCACUCUUCUAUUCUUACCAUUUGUGAACAGUGGGAGCUUGGGCUUAACGGGUUACCCGACAAGGAGACUGCAGAUGCAAUAAAAAGCCUUUUGUCAUCCAUCCGUUUGAUAAUUGCACAGCAGACCGAGGAAGAUAACAAUCUGAAAAGGUUUAAAAAACUUGAAAGUAAAUUCCAUAAAUGCUUGAACUCCUUGGCUGAGAUGCAGCAAAGAAUAGAUGGAGAUAUCGCUGAUACGCAUCCAAUACAUCAUAAGAAAACUGAAACAGAAGCCGUUAAGAAGCAAGUGGAAAAUGCGAAAGCAGGUUAUUUGGAAGCUGUUCAAUAUAGUAGGGUCAUGACCCUACAGCAACUCCAAACUGGACUUCCCCCUCUCUUCCAGUCACUGAUGGAAUUUUCAAAUGCUUCAGCCCAGGCAAUUGAGGUUAUCAAUACCCCGAUGAAGCCAGAAGAAUAGAAUGCAGGGAUAUUGCGUCACAUAAGUAUUUUUCUACUGCCUGCUGCUUUGGAUGGUAUGAGAACAAAAUAUAUGUAUUGUAAAUCGUGUUCAUGACGGUUUGUGAACUGAAACAAAACUGUGUUGAGCCAUUCUUUAUGGUAUCAAAAUUUACCACCUACCGAAUUUUUUCAAUGGGCAGAGGGGUGAUUAGAAGUC